Haliotis rubra (blacklip abalone) is the source of this 972-nucleotide messenger RNA. RefSeq lists its product as uncharacterized. Bases 16 to 957 code for a protein of 313 amino acids. The record is from RefSeq and is a predicted model, not a curated record. NCBI's taxonomy places the organism in Eukaryota, Metazoa, Mollusca, Gastropoda, Lepetellida, Haliotidae. The transcript has 3 exons.
CUUGGGCUAUUGCGCAUGCACUUUGAGAAGGUGUUGAUAACGGCUGUUGGUCCUGGGUCAGACGGCUGGAAAAUGGGGAUGAGGACGGUUUGUGUGACGGUGUUGCUCUGCUGUGCUGUGGGGGUCGUCGCAAUCACAGACCUCACCAGACAAGAGAGACAGAAGGGCGCGGACGUGGUCCAAGCUGCGAUUGACCAGAUUCGAGAUUGGUGUAUUUUCUCACAGGAUAGGCUUUUUUUGAGACGAUUAGCCUAUGUCGAGUCCAAAGACGGCCUUGACCCCAAGACGUAUAGAAAUGGAUAUUACGGGGGUAUCUGGCAGGUAGACGAGUCUAUGUUCAGACAGACCAUUGCGUGUCCCUCAGCCAUCCGUCACGUCUGUAACGACAUCCAGACCAACAUCGGCAUCGACUGGCCUCGAGUUCAGUGGCGGGAUCUUUUAAAGCCGCUUUAUUCAGGUCUAGCUGCUUCUCUCUACAUCCAGCUGAAACAAGGAAACACAAUUCCGGGGAGCGUGGAUGCCCAGAGCCGGAUCUGGAAUAACAUUUACCAACCAAAGCCACCCAUCGCCAACUUCUCAUCUCUCGUAGUUACAGAAUCAUGCGACGCAGAACUGGACGUGACGUUCUUGGUGGACAGUUCUGGGAGUAUCGGAUCUACGGACUUCCAGAAAAUGCUGAACUUCCUGCAACAGGUGGUGGAGAGUCUGGGUGUGAGCAUUACAGGGACUCACGUCGCCAUCGUGCGCUUCAGCUCCUCCCCCAAGCUUAUAUUCCGCCUAAACCAGUACUACUACGCCGCCGAAAUUGUCAGGAAUAUCCAUAAGUAUGAAAAACACCUUGAAUCUGCUAAACACCUUCUGUUUAGUGAUGUGUAUCUGAACUUAAUAAUCAAACAAUACCACCCUCGAUUGUCCAGGGCGUUAUCACAGCAAAAAAAUGGGUACCCGGUGGGAUAAGUUAACCUUCUAGCA